CGCCCCGGACGAUUCCGGCGGCCAGGCGCGAGACCCCGCGCACCGGGGAGAUCCGUCCGACGUUCGCGAUGCCCGCGCUCAACAAGAGCCAGAAGGACAAGGUCAAGCGCUUCGCGUCCGUCGCGGACGCGCCCGAGGACCUCGCGCUGAAGAUCCUGAAAGAGGCGAAGUGGGACCUCGAGGUCGGCCUCGAGAUCUUCUUCUCGACGCCGAUGGACGUCGGCUCUCGCGCGGACGCGUCCGCGAUCGACGCCAUGUUCGAGUCGUACAGAUCCGAGGACGCGGACGAGGACGUCAUCGACGCGUCGGGGAUCGAGCGGUUCUGCGCCGACCUCGGGAUCGACGCGAUGGACCCGGUCAUCCUCGUCAUCUCGUGCCGCAUGCGCGCGGCGAACAUGGGCGUGUACACCCGAGAGGAGUUUCGACGCGGCAUGCGCGACGUCGGCGUCGACGCGACGUCGAAGCUCAGGGCGCUCGUGCCGGAGCUGAGAGAGGAUCUAGAAGACCCGGACGAGUUCAAAGAGGUGUACGAGUACUCGUUCGCGUUCGCGAAGGAGGACAACCACAAGUCGCUGGCGUUGGAGUCCGCGUGCGCGCUGUGGAAGGUGUUGCUCGGCGGCGACGACGCGUCAGGGCGCGCGCGGUGGGCGCUCGUCGACGAGUGGUGCGAUUUUUUGACGGAGAAGCACGGGAAGGCGAUCACGCGCGACACGUGGAGCCAGGCGUUGGAGUUUUCGAGGAGCAUAGGGCCGGAGUUGGAGGGGUACGAUCCCGCGGGGGCGUGGCCGUACCUCAUCGACGAGUUCGUGGAGCAUAAGCUCGAGGGGAA
This is a messenger RNA of Micromonas pusilla CCMP1545, 829 nucleotides long. RefSeq lists its product as uncharacterized. The record is from RefSeq and is a predicted model, not a curated record. Lineage: Eukaryota; Viridiplantae; Chlorophyta; Mamiellophyceae; Mamiellales; Mamiellaceae. The transcript has 2 exons. The annotation marks the transcript as partial.